This is a messenger RNA of Cylindrotheca closterium, 333 nucleotides long. NCBI's taxonomy places the organism in Eukaryota, Bacillariophyta, Bacillariophyceae, Bacillariales, Bacillariaceae. The record is from the annotation of a GenBank genome assembly.
AUGGGCGGGGCAGCAUGGUCUCCGACGGGCCAAUCCAUUCGGGAUCGGAUCACCUUGUGGCGCCUUCUCCUCAAGGGCCGACGUCAGUGCCGGGUGAGCUCCAGGAAGAUUCGCCGCCUGCUGCUCAAGACAAACGAGCCCUUGGCCUGGAAGUUGACCACAGCCGAACUUGAGUCCCAUCUCACCCAAGACCUUGGUCAAUAUCGAGAAGCCAAGAGGGGCCUCACUUCUAAAUGGCGGAAGGCUCAUGUCACUGCCCGCACCAGAGCAUUGCUAAAGUCCGCCACAAGACGGCAAGCCAACAAGAACGAUAUCACCGCUUACGAUCCAUGA